This is a messenger RNA of Physella acuta, 2131 nucleotides long. RefSeq names its product snRNA-activating protein complex subunit 1. Gene Ontology annotation, molecular function: sequence-specific DNA binding. NCBI's taxonomy places the organism in Eukaryota, Metazoa, Mollusca, Gastropoda, Physidae. Gene Ontology annotation, cellular component: snRNA-activating protein complex. The record is from RefSeq and is a predicted model, not a curated record. Gene Ontology annotation, biological process: snRNA transcription by RNA polymerase III; snRNA transcription by RNA polymerase II.
AACUACAGAAGUAGACUUCUUUAGAUCUAGAGUCUAGAAAUCUAGAAUUUAGACCCACAUCUUCUAGAAUCUAGAUCUAUAUCUAGUUAAUGUAGUAGUUAUAGUUAGGCCUUUAACUGUUUUGUGUAACCCUUAUUAUAGAUUCUAAAUUAUAAUGACAUAAUACCGUAUAAAAAGUGGAAGAGUUCAACUGAUAAAAAUAAAAUUCUACAAUUAAAAAAUGUCACGAAAAUCAUAUACUAGAUUUUAUCAGCCUAUUGCAGGCAUAAGAACAGACUUCAAGCGCCUUAUAAACAGUUUUUUGGAACUUAAAACAGUUCGUUAUGAAGCAUUCAGUGAAAUUUGGCGAUCCAAGAACAUGUCAUUUUUGUGUGCUGGAAGAUGCUCAGACCGCGAAACAAGAGAGUUUAUUGAGAAAAUCCUUUUGGUUGCUCAAGAGUAUUUUUUGCCACCAUUUCAAUUUCAAGUUCGUGUGGGUGGCCUGUAUUUGUUGUAUGGCAUCUUUCAGAUACAGCCACUUCUUCCAAAAGUUAGGAUUCGCGUCACUUCCUCUCAGUGGAAAGAUAUUGUGUACUUCCAGCAACAGGCAGCUCAGCAGCACCACUUGGAUGUCGUUUAUGUGUUCAACAAACUUAUUUUUGAACAAGCCUUUCAUUUCUGUUAUAGUUCAGUUGAGGUUGUUAACUCCUGUUUGAUUGAGGGUGAUGAUAAUGAGAUGGACCUUGCCGAUGACAUGAAAGAAGAAAACAGUUCCGUCAAUCAACUAUUUGUUUAUGAGUCAAUAGAGAAAUUGUCUUACCUGCAAGAUCAGUACCAAAGAAUGAAAGUUAGUUUAGCUGGACCAAAUGCCACUAAACCUGACAAGUCUCUGGAUGUGGUGCAUGGAGAAUUUGUUGGCGAACUUGUUGAUUUACUCCAAAGUUACAAAGAAGAAGCAGCAUCUAUUCUUAAAAAUCGUAAAGAUCAUGAGUCAACCUCAGAGACAACAGAGGAAAAUUCAACAGAUUCAUCAGGAGGAAGGAGGCAGAUGCUGAAAGCUCUAGCCUAUAGCCAUGUUUCAGGCACUAACAAGCCUAGGCAUAACAUUGUAGUGGAAACUGCUUCAACAAACAACUCAAGUGGUGGUGGGGCUAGCAGUAAACAUCAUAAAAGCGUAGUAACACCAGAGAAGAAAGCUAAGCAAAAUAUUAUAGUGGAUGCUGCUUCUUCAACUGAGAUCUUUAGUGAAAGCUGGAAUAGCAGUAACCAUUAUAAGAGCAAAGGAACCCCAGAGAAGUCAACACAAGGGUCUGUAAAAUAUUUACACAGCAUGCAUGUUGGGGAUCCUCCCAGCGACAGUGAUGUAUCGGAAGGACGGGUAAAUACACCAAGAAAGAGAAAUCCCAUGGUGGAAAAAUUGAAGUCUAAAAAUCGUCCCAGCAGUGAGCCUUCAGAGAUUGUGGUUAGUUUGCCUAAAAAGAGAGGACCAGUCAGCAGGUACAUGUGUCAAAAUAUCCCAUCAUCCUCUGACACAGGCAACUCUGACACAGGCAGGCACGACCACCAGAUGAAGUCAGUGAUGAAGAAAACAAAGCCAGAUGGUGAACCCAGUUCUUUAAAGUCAAAAGGAAAUUUUUCUCAAGUGGUUUCAAAGAUGGUCCAUAAAAAGAAACAUGUAGGUUUUAAUCUCAAUCAGGAAAAAAAGACAGUGACAGAAAUAUUUGUUGAUAAAAAUAUUGGUGAGGAUGCAGUGGUCAAAUCAGUGGUUGUCAAAGAACCUCCAAAGUUUCAUGACCCAAAUCAAAUCCUAAAGGAAAGUGCAAGUUCUUCUGAAUCUGCUAUGCAGAAAUUGAAAAAGAAAAGCACUCUAAAAAUAAACAAUGUUCCUUUUGAAAUAAAGGAUGAAGUAGAUGAAAAAGGAGAUAAAGUUGAAAAGCCAAAAAGAAAUCUAGAAAACAAAGUUAGUUCCCCCAAGAGCAAGAAACAAAAAGUUUCUCCUCCGCCAAGUGCCAAGCCUGAUCCAGGCAAGAAAGUGAAAAUAAUGAAUGUCAAAUUUAUAUAAUAUGUACUUCCUCCACAUUCUGAUAAAUUCAUGUUAAGCCUUUGAAACUCAUUUCUCUGUUACAGGAAUGUACAAACACAAAACUUUAAA